Molecule: messenger RNA, 2280 nt
Organism: Rhodotorula toruloides NP11
Lineage: Eukaryota; Fungi; Basidiomycota; Microbotryomycetes; Sporidiobolales; Sporidiobolaceae
Product: Ser/Thr protein phosphatase family protein
Exons: 6
Coding region: 1-2280 (759 amino acids)
Source: RefSeq, a predicted model, not a curated record
AUGCAGUCCGCCGAUGCAGUCCAGCAACCCGCUCAGCCAGCGGCCGCAGCGCCGUCGAAGCAGGUCCAGGUCGACUCGAUGACCAGCCGCGUCGACGUGAUCAACACGGAGGCUGGCAGGAUCCUCUGUGUCGCAGACGUACGAGGCGCCAUCUCGACCCUCAACACGCUCGCAGCGGAGCACUCGGCUGUCGCCAUCAUCCACAGCGGAGACUUUGGCUUCUACGAACCGUCGUCUCUCGCCUCCAUCUCCGACCGAACACUGAAGCACCUCGUCCAGUACUCGUCGCUCAUUUCGCCCGCCUUCCGUUCGCAACUUCUCUCGCCCAGCACCUCCCCUUCUCAAAUGCGCGAGCUCCUCGCCAACCCUCCCAAAACCGCCUUCCCGAACGCUUCUCCCUCCGAAUCGCCUGCAUUCGGCCUGAGCGAGUUCCCCAAGCUCCUCUCGGGCGAACUCAAGCUCAACGUCCCCGUUUACACCGUCUGGGGUGCAUGUGAGGACGUCGCCAUUCUCGAAAAGAUCCGCCUCGCCCCUCCGUCCGCCCAAUCCAUCCCUUCCGACCCCUCGACUCUCGCUCCCGCUCCUCCUUCCACCGCAACCCGCCCCUCUUUCGGUACCCUUCCCAUGACUCCUCCUUCUUACUCCAUCCCCAACCUCACCGUUCUCGACGAGGCGACCACCCGCGUCCUUCUGAUCGGCGGUGUUCGCCUGCGCUUGUUCGGUCUCGGCGGUGCGGUCGUCCCGCACAAGCUGUUCGACAACGGUACCGGCACGGCAACUAUUGCUGGCGGCCAGGGUACGAUGUGGACGACAGUUCUCCAAAUUGGCGAGCUCGUUGACACCGCUCAGAAGGCGAGUCCCUCCUCGAAUGUAUUGCUCCUCUGCGAGACUGACCGUGCAACUGUUCUACAGGUCUACGACCCCUCCGAGACUCGCAUCCUCAUCACGCACGCCUCGCCCGGCCGAGAAGGCCUCAUCUCGCAACUCGCACUCGUCCUGAAAGCCGACCUCACCAUCUCCGCCGGCCUGCACUUCCGCUACGGCGUCUCGUACAACGAAUUCUCGGUUCAGCACGACCCGGACGCGUUUCGUAGCAAGCUCGAGUCGUCGCAAAAGAGCUUCAGGGAGAUUUGGGACAACGUCAAGGGUCAGGUUGAGAGCGUCGUCGAUGACAACCAGCGAAGCCUUCUCCAGAACGCCCUCGCAGUCGCCAACCGGAUCCCGACGAGCAACCCUCCCGGCUCGGGCGGCGCUGCGAUCGAGGAAACGGCGUGGAAGAACUGCUGGCACUGGAACUUGCCUGACGCGGCUUAUGGCAGCCUUGUCCUCGAUGUUCGCGAGGGACGGAUCGGUAGCGAGAUGAAGAGCCAGGGCUUCAACUUCGCCUACCGCCAGAACACGCCUCGCCCCGCCGCUGCCGCCUCUCCCGUCCCCGCCAACGCCGCUCCUUCCAGCAACACCCGCCCCAACCUCCCUCACGCUCCUGUCGCCGCUGCCAACGCGACUCCUGCAGCAGCUCCCGUCCCUACCGCUCCCGCCGCCUUCUCCCAGCAGCGCCCCUUCGGACCCGGCGCGAACGGACCCAUCGGCCGCCCUACCCCGCUCGGUAACCACCCUCACCAGCGUGGUCCUUCGGGUCCUCGCGGAGGUGGACGUGGCGGUGGAGGCUUUACCGUUCCCGGCGGAUGGGGACACGCCGGUGCGACGCCUGUCGCGGGCUCGGUCGUCGCUCCUUCGCCUGGACCGGUCAAGGACGAUGCAAAGGCGGGAUCGGCGCAGGCUAAGCAGGACGAGGCGAAGCCUGCUGUCCCGAAUGCCGCGCAGACUCCGGCUCAGCCUGCCCAGCAGCAGCAGCAGCAGCAGCAGCGCCAGCCGUCGGGACGAGGCCCUCGCAACGGCGGUGCGCCUCACCAGCAACAGCAGCAGCAGCAGUCGACUACUCCCGCUCCUGCAACCAACGCGGAGAUUCCUGCUUCGGGCAAGGCGGACAAGGCUGACGCAGCUGGCGCAGUCGCUUCGGCGGACGAGGCUGCGGCGACCGAGUCGUCGGGCGCGGAGGGUGCUCCCUCGACUCCCGGCGAGGGCGGGCGUGGACGUGGACGCGGGCGCGGCGGUCGUGGUGGGCGCGGCAGGUCGAACGGCGAGUGGCGUGGCCGCGGCGGGAGGGGCAAAAGCGGCAGUAUGAGCGGUGCGGAGGGAGGAGCGGAGGGCAAGAGUCCGGCGCCCGCUGCGACUCCGACUUCGGGCGGCGGCGGCGGUGGUGAGGGCGGAUCUGCUUAA